GUCGAAAUUAAAAUAUUCAUUUUAUUUAGCUGUGUUUUUAAUAAACAUUAAAAUGAUCACAUCAUUACCGUUUGAUGGACCAUGUCGAUACGAUUGUUACGAUGAUGAGAAGCGAUGUGCUACACUAAGUGAUGGAUCAAAAACGGACUUUCCUAAGUGUUGGGUAGUUGAUGAAGCUUGCAGAUGGUUUAAAAAUAUUGUAUCUUAUACGGAAGGACCCUGUUAUCAAUUAUUCCGACCUCGACAAUGGGGUCAUCAAUUAUUCCGUCCUCGACCAUGGGGUAAUCCAUCAUUUCGUCCACGACCAUGGGGUCAUCCACCAUUUCGUCCUCGACCAUGGGGUCAUCAACCAUUUGGUCGCCAAUCAUUCCGUCAGCCACCAUACCGUCCUCAACCAUGGGGUCAUCAACCAUUUGGUCGCCAAUCAUUCCGUCAGUCACCAUUUGGUCACCAACCAAUUCGUCCUCAACCAUUUGGUCACCAAUCAUUCCAUCAUCCACCGUUUGGCCGCCAAUCAUUCCGUCAACCACCUUUUCCACCAAUGCCACCAUUUUUUUAAGUAUAUUAUAAUUUAAUAUAUCAAAAUUAAUUUCGUUUAGAUAAAUGGCAACAAAUUUAAUUGGUCUCAUAUUUGUAUAUUCUUAAUUGGAUGAAAAAUUAAAAAAAAAAUUAUAACCGAUUUAUGAUUAGA
Molecule: messenger RNA, 691 nt
Organism: Lucilia cuprina (Australian sheep blowfly)
Lineage: Eukaryota; Metazoa; Arthropoda; Insecta; Diptera; Calliphoridae
Product: histidine-rich glycoprotein-like
Exons: 2
Coding region: 53-559 (168 amino acids)
Source: RefSeq, a predicted model, not a curated record